Pteropus alecto (black flying fox) is the source of this 3721-nucleotide messenger RNA. RefSeq names its product zinc finger protein 420. Bases 443 to 2497 code for a protein of 684 amino acids. The record is from RefSeq and is a predicted model, not a curated record. Gene Ontology annotation, biological process: regulation of transcription by RNA polymerase II. Lineage: Eukaryota; Metazoa; Chordata; Mammalia; Chiroptera; Pteropodidae. Gene Ontology annotation, cellular component: nucleus. Gene Ontology annotation, molecular function: RNA polymerase II cis-regulatory region sequence-specific DNA binding; DNA-binding transcription activator activity, RNA polymerase II-specific. The transcript is spliced from 6 exons.
CGGAGGAAAUGUUGGACUACGUUUCCCAGAGCCACCGGUUCCUAACGCGGCUUCAUUUCCGUUGGUUCGCGAGAUUUGGGGAACUCGCGUGGGGAGAGAGCUGUGUCUGUGGAGAGGCUUGGGCCGGCUCCGGUUGAGCCCGCGUACCCGAAAUCGGCCUGAAGCUCGGGCGCCAGGCUCUGGACCUUGAGGUGUACCGUCUGUUGAGAGGCCAGAGGAGGAAAAAAUGGCUGUUACAGAUUCAGAUGCAGAGUCCAAGAGAGCACUGAGUUUGACAGGGGUAAGAACCACCACCUAUAUUCCCCCUGCUUAGUGUGUAUUUUGGGAAUGGGAGCAAGAAGCAGAAGAAGAGAGCAACCAAGCACUGCCUUUUUCAGAUUCUGUGCUUCUCUAAGAUAUGAAUCCAGAACAGGACUGAUCAUUUCUUGCAGCUCUAAAAACCAUGGCUCAGAGAUCGGUAAUGUUCAGGGAUGUUGCAAUUGACUUCUCUCAAGAAGAGUGGGAAUGCCUGGACUUUGCUCAAAGAGAUUUGUACAGAGAUGUGAUGUUGGAGAACUAUAGUAACUUGGUGUCACUAGAUUUGCCUUUAAGGUGUGCAAAUAAGGACUUAUCUCCAAAAAAGGACACUUACAAAACAGAGUUAUCCCAAUGGGAAAUAAGUGACAGGCUUGAAAACUGUGAUCUUAAGGAGUUCAGUUCCAGAGAUUUUUUGGAAGUCAGAGGCACAUUGGAAAAUCAGAAGGAAUAUUUCAGGCAAGGAAUGAUCAUAUAUGGAAAAAUGUCCAUUUUCAACCAUCAUACUUACUUAUCUCAAUAUCCCAGAUGUCAUUCUACUGAGAAACCCUAUAAAUGUAAUGAAUGUGGGAAGGCCUUUAGACGAGCCUCGCACCUAACUCAACAUCAAAGUAUUCAUACUGGUGAAAAACCCUAUGAAUGUAAGCAAUGUGGGAAGGCCUUUAGUCGUGAUUCACAGCUCAGUCUUCAUCAGAGACUUCAUACUGGUGAGAAGCCCUAUGCAUGCAAGGAAUGUGGGAAGGCCUUUACUCAGAGCUCACAACUUAUUUUACACCAUAGAAUUCAUACUGGUGAAAAACCAUAUAAGUGUGAGGAAUGUGGGAAAGCUUUUAUUCGUAGUUCACAACUCACCCGACAUCAAAAAGUCCAUACUGGUGAAAAACCUUAUGAAUGUAAAGAAUGUGGGAAGGCCUUUACUCAGAACUCACAACUUACUCUGCACCAGAGACUUCAUACUGGUGAGAAACUUUAUGAAUGUAAAGAAUGUAGAAAGGUUUUUACUCAGCUCUCACAACUUAUUCUGCAUAAGAGAAUUCAUACUGGUGAAAAACCCUAUGAAUGUAAGGAAUGUGGGAAAGCUUUUAUUUGUGGCUCACAGCUUUCUCAACAUCAGAAAAUUCAUAAUGGUGAAAAGCCAUAUGAAUGUAAAGAAUGUGGGAAGGCCUUUAUUCGUGGCUCAUUACUUAUGCAACAUCAGAGGAUUCAUACUGGUGAAAAACCAUAUAAAUGUGAAGAGUGUGGGAAGGCCUUUAUCCGUGGCUCACAACUUACUCAACACCAGAGAAUUCAUACCAAUGAGAAGCCCUAUGAAUGUAAGGAAUGUGGAAAGACCUUUAGUCAUGGUUCACAACUUACUCAACAUCAGAGAAUUCAUACUGGUGAGAAACCCUAUCAAUGUAAGGAAUGCGGGAAAGCCUUUAAUCGUGGUUCACUCCUUACACGGCAUCAGAGGAUUCAUACUGGUGAGAAACCCUAUGAAUGUAAAGAAUGUGGAAAGACUUUUAGUCGUGGCUCAGAACUUACUCAACAUGAGAGAAUUCACACUGGUGAGAAACCUUAUGAAUGUAAGGAAUGUGGGAAGUCUUUUAUUCGUGGCUCACAGCUUACUCAGCACCAGAGAAUUCACACUGGUGAGAAGCCUUAUGAAUGUAAAGAAUGUAGAAUGGCCUUUACUCAGAGUUCACAUCUUUCUCAACAUCAGAGACUUCAUACCGGUGAGAAACCCUAUGUAUGUAAUGAAUGUGGGAAGGCCUUUGCUCGUGGCUUACUACUUAUACAGCAUCAGAGAAUUCAUACAGGUGAGAAACCUUAUCAGUGUAAGGAAUGUGGGAAGGCCUUUAUUCGUGGUUCACAGCUUACUCAACAUCAGCGAAUUCACACUGGAGAAAAACCUUAUGAAUGCAAAGAAUGUGGGAAGGCCUUUAGUCAUGGUUCUCAACUUACUCUCCAUCAAAGAAUCCAUACUGGUGAGAAGCCCUAUGAAUGCAAAGAAUGUAGAAAAGCCUUUACUCAGAGCUCACAUCUUUCUCGUCAUCAGAGAAUUCAUACUGGUGAAAAACCAUAUCAGUGUAAGGAAUGUGGGAAGGCCUUUACUCGUGGUUCACAACUAACUCAACAUCAGAGAAAUCAUAUCAGUGAGAAAUCUUUUGAACAUAAGGAAUGUGGGACAGACUUUACUCAUGGCUCACAAGUUUAUAUAUGAAUUGGUUCUUUGUGAUUAAUAUAGAGAGCAUUCUCGGGUCAACAUAUUAUCAAAGAAUUCUUAAAAUGUGCAUAUGGGAGCACACUUGUCUCAUAAAGCUUAGCAUCAGUGAAUUUAUAUGGGGAAAGAUAAUAUUAACGUAGUCCAUGUAGAAAAACUAUCAUUACUAGAAACCUCUUAAACUUUAGCAAACUUAAAUAGACAGUAAUUUGUUAAUGUAGUAAAUAUAGGAAGGUCUUUAGCCAUAGCACAUCUUUUUCAACACUAUCUUGACUCUACCAGUUGCUUUCCUUUGUGACAUUUAUCAUGAUAAUUAACCUCUACUUUCGUUUAAUUGUUAAGAAAAUCUGAGAAAAAUGCCUUCCUUAUAAGAUCUUUGGAAGUAUUAUAUGAAUUAUUACAUGUAAAGCUCUUAGAACAGUGCCUUGAACAUAACAUAUCACAAAUAUUAGGUAUUGUUAUAGUGUUAGAGAAUUUGCGUGAGAUGAGGACACUUAUGAAUAUUGAGAAAUCUUUCAUUAACACUUAACCCCAAUUAUUUGAGUAGGGGGCACUGUAUUCCAUAAUAAAUGUAUGAAAGCUUUCAUUCAGAUCUCAUCCCAUAUGCUUAUGAGGAAAUUCAUACUGUAAAAAAAAAAAAAAAAAAACUAGAUCAAACCAGUGUAUUGUUGAAGAGGUAUAUAUUUUCUACCAUCUCUGACCACAAUUCAAGAAUAUGAUUUAGAAAUUUUAAAAAAAGAUAGCCAAAAUAAAUCUACUAGGAACUUUUUAAAAACUUGAAUUUACAGUUUUUGAUUAAACUAAAAAUAAAAACUGACAUUACAGAUUUUCGCAAUGAAUGACAGUCUGUAAAUGAUGACAGUCUGUCAGAAACUACUUUCUCUCUACCCAAUAUCCAUUUCUCCUUAGUGACAGAAUUCAUGGUUGAAAACCAAUGUUAGCCUCCCUUGCCUAUCAACAAGAUGGAAGUAGUGUUUGAGAAGGACAUUUAAGAAAUCCUUUAUCUCUCUCUACUUUUUAAAACUCUGCCUACAAUGUGGACAUUUAAUCUGCAGCUCUGGCAGUUUUAUGGGAACUUUGAAAAUGGGUAUUAAGGAUAGUGAAGCAAAAACACAAUAAAUAUACACCUCAGCUUUAAUUUUAUGGAAAAACCAUAAACAAUUCUGGUCUGCCAGCUUCCUGUAUUUAUAUAAAAUGAAAAUAAAUUUGUUGAUGCUGUUGUCA